ACCUCCUUCUCACAUUUUCUCGAGAAAGAAAAGGAAAAUAUGCCUUCAACAUGCCUCCCUCUGUACACUCCCACAUCUUCAAUCAUAAGAACCUCCACCCCAAGAUCUGCCGGCUUGACUUUCCACCACGCCACCACUCUCAGAAAGUUGCAUGGCAAUAAUUCAAUAACGUGCAAAGCUUCAUCGUCGUCAUCAUCAUCUUCAUUAUCUUCUUUAGUAGAUUUUGAUCUCUAUGAUCUUCUGGGAAUUGAGAGUUCUUCGGAUCAGAGGCAGAUAAAGAUGGCGUACCGGAAGCUGCAGAAGCGGUGCCACCCAGAUAUCGCCGGUCCGGCCGGCCACGACAUGGCCAUCAUUCUCAAUGAAGUCUACUCGGUCCUCUCUGAUCCAAAUUUACGUUUAGCUUAUGAUAAGGAACAAGCUAAGAUUGCAGGGCUGAGAGGGUACACAGGGAAGCCUUUGUAUUCAGUAUGGUAUGGAUCAGAAAGUGAAGAGAGAGCAGUGUUUGUGGAUGAAGUCAAGUGUGUUGGCUGCUUGAAAUGUGCCUUAUUUGCUGAAAAAACUUUUGCCAUUGAAUCUGUUUAUGGAAGAGCCAGGGUUGUCGCACAGUGGGCUGAUCCUGAGUACAAAAUCCAACAAGCUAUAGAUGCCUGCCCGGUCGAUUGCAUUUCGAUGGUUGAGAGGUCGAACCUCGCUGCUUUGGAAUUUCUAAUGUCAAAGCAGCCGCGUGGCAGUGUAAGAAUGAGCGCAGGCAAUGCAGUGGGUGCAUGCGUCUCCAACAUUUUUGUAGAUGUAAAAAAAUUCCAAACUAGAUUUCACGAUGCCAUGGACAAAGCUUCCACACAUGGCUCCAAGGAGAAAGAUGACCAAAGAGAAGCAAGGAUCUCAGCCAUUCAAACGAUCAGAUCAAUCACAAAUUGGUUGUAUUGGCAAGCACCCACUGGAGGAUCAGACUCUGGCCAAAGUCUUAUACGUGUUGCUGGAAGAUUGUCAGGACCAAACAUUAACAAGCUACGGGACGCAGCUGCUGCUAGGAAACAAGCCAGGGAGAGCACAGAAGCAAGAAGCCGGACCAGGCCAAGUUACAUAUAUGAUGCUGAAUACUGGAUUCCAUCAACUCUUGCUCUUCCUGCCACAAACCAGAACAACGAUUUGGCCUCCAAAGCUGCAUCAUCAGAGUCUUCACCACCUAGUAAACAAUGGAAAGGAAAAAGCGAAAAAGAUCAUGGAGUCAGCAAAAACAAUAGGAGGAGUUCCACUAUAUGGCAAAUUCCCUUAGCAACAGCAACAAUUGCAGCUGUUGUAGUGAGAUUCCAAUUGGGAGAAGGAGCUGUUGGCGAAUUGAAAGAGCAUAUAGGCGGCUCAUUAGCGUUGUAUAUUGUUAAUAGCUCUUGGUUACAGGUUGUCCUAGCUGGGGUUACGUGGUAUCUCAUUGGAACCUAUAUGGUGGAACUAUUAGAAGUGAUUAGAAACAGGGACAAGGUGUAGGAAAAAUUUGGAAGACAGGCACUUCAGAACAAUGGUAAACAAAGUUAAUUGAUACACCAGCAUUGUUAUUGAAUGUUGUACGCUAAUUAUUUGGGCACAGGUUUGGCUCAACACCUCAAUUGGCAACUCACUAGCUAUGUUACUGCUCUCAAUACAAAUAUGUAUGGCUGCAUUGUUCUUU
This is a messenger RNA of Vitis riparia (riverbank grape), 1666 nucleotides long. Its product is annotated as chaperone protein dnaJ C76, chloroplastic-like. The transcript has 4 exons. Bases 40 to 1485 code for a protein of 481 amino acids. NCBI's taxonomy places the organism in Eukaryota, Viridiplantae, Streptophyta, Magnoliopsida, Vitales, Vitaceae. The record is from RefSeq and is a predicted model, not a curated record.